AAAAAAAAACCUCGUCCCUGGAAAACAGUUUCCGCUCGCGAUUCACAGCCCCCAGUGUUGAAUAUUAUCCCAUUACUGUUGCAUUUGGUGACGACCAUGGCGCGCGGGCUGUAUCAAAGGCAUUUGUGCACGUAAAACCGCAGCGAGAGUGGAACAGUCGCGUGACUCGCCGACUUUGACAAGCCUCGCUCUCUCUGACGGUCGGGGGGCUGCCCCCUCAUCACAACAUCACCAGGGCGUUUCAGCCAGCCAGCCAGCCAGCCAGGCGAGCAACAUACACACCCUUCGGCUGUCGCAGUUAUCUCGAGAGGACAGCCGUUCCGUGCGUCGCAGACGACAUGCCACGUUGAGGUGACGAAAAUGAACAAACCCAAGAUGGCCUCAGAGAAGGGCGUUCCCAGCAACUCCAGAGCGCAGAUCCUGCUGGCCCAGCUGGAGAAGAUCACCGGCGACGGUAUGGUGAGGGAUCCCGAGACGGCUCGGCAGAUCACCUCCAAGCUCCUGCAUCUCAUCCAGACGCAGGAGAAAACGUCAAAGGAGAUGAUGUCCAAAGGCACCAGCGGCAUGGAAGUCAUCCUUUCUUCACUUGAGAACACUCGGGACAUCCAAACAAUCCUGAACAUCCUGUGCAUACUGAGUGAGCUGCUGACCUUGGGCAAAGGACGCAGGGUUGGGGUCUUUGUAUCGAAGGGAGGAACAGCAGUGUUACUCCGCAUUCUCAUCACUGCCAACAAAGAGUUUCACCCCAACGAGGAGCUCAUGUUGCAGGUUCACGCCUUACUGGCCAAGGUGGGCCCGAAAGACAGGAAGUUGGGCGUGAAGGCACGACUGACUGGCGCUCUGAACGUCACAAUAAACCUGGUCAAGAAGAACCUCCAAAACGUCAAGCUGCUCCUGCCCUGCUUGCAGGUUCUCAGGGUUUACUCAGCUAACAUGGUGAACGCCAUAUCCCUGGGUAAAAGCGGAGCGAUAGAGUUGAUGUUUAAGAUUGUGGCACCGUACAGCAAGAAGAACACGAGCCUGAUCAAGGUCGCCGUGGAUGCACUCGUUGCCCUCCUGAAAUCCAAGACAAACGCUCGGCGGGCAGUGGAGGGCAGCUAUGUGUCCACCCUGCUGGCGCUGUACUUGGACUGGCACCGCAACGACACGUGGCAUCGUCACACGGUGAUCCGUAAGGGGCUGCUGAGCUGCCUGCGCAACGUCACCAACAUCAAGCUGGGCAGGCGGGCGUUCACCAAGGCUGAUGGCAUGCGCAUUCUCUACAACUCUUCAAGUGAAUGUCUUUCUGUCCGCACCCUGGAUCCUCUUGUCAACGCCUCAAGCCUCAUCAUGAGGAAGUGCUUCCCCAAAAACCGCCUGCCUCUGCCGACCAUCAAGUCGGCCUUCCAUUACCAGCUGGAGCACGUGCUGGCUUCAGGGCCGGUCGCGCAACUCUACAGCCAACCCCCAGGAGGAAGAACUCAGGCUCAGGUCUGCAGCGAGCCCUUAAAGAAGGUGGACGACGUGGUGGAUGACAGCGACGAUAACGAGGACACGGAAGCAGACACCGAGAACGACACGGAGAACGAGGAAGAUGAGAAGGAUUGCCGCUCCCUGAAUGACGACAUUGAAAAGGAUUUAAACAAGCUGCACCCCCAAAAGAUCCCAAGCCGACCGUACGAAGAGUUAAGAGUCUAUGAGAGGUUUUUUGCGGAGCUGUCUGAAGACUUCCAGGGUUACAACUUUAACUCCCCCACUACAUCAUCUUCUCAACCCGCUCAGCCCAUCGUCGUGCCCGCAGCUCAGGCGCUGUCCGCGGAUCACGUUGCUGCGGCGACAGCUCAGAAUGUCGGCAAACCGUCUGCUCCCGAACCCACCAUUCCUCCUCUUCAGGUGGAUGCUACCCAGUUGGCCGAGGACUUCAGCAAAAAUGAGGAGCCACAUAAUCAAGCGGCGGAGCAGGAACAGUUACAAACCCCCGAAUAUGUCACCCUAAAUGCUGAUGAGACGGGAGUCAAACAAAAGGGAUCCCCCGUCGGUGCACCGAAGCCCACCCAGUCCCCUCUGCUUUUAGAGGGCAUCGCCAUUCGCUGUUUAGCAGCAGCAGGAGGAGGAACUGGAGGAGGAGGAUCAGACUGUGGCUCUGAGGGCGGCGAGGAUGAAGGCGGCGAAGGAUCCGUCCUGGAGGUGCCCGACACGGCUCAGCUUCUCCCGCUGCACGACCUGGACCUUUAUGUGGAAAUGGUCAAGGGGACAAAGUCUGUGCCGCACUACACCGAGGUGGCCUACCCGGACUACUUUGGACACGUCGCCCCCACCUAUCGGGAGCCCCUUUUGGAGAGGUUGUAUGGUGUACAGCGGUCUAAAAUAUUCCAGGAUAUCGAGAGGUUGAUUCACCCAAACGACAUCAUGGAUCGAGUUGUUUACGACCUCGACCUGCCCAGAUGUCCCGUGAUUGAAAGCGACGGCGAGACACUGAGGUUCAACUCAAAAUUUGAGUCUGGCAACCUCAGGAAGGCCAUCCAGAUCAGGAAGUACGAGUACGAUCUGAUUCUGAACUCAGACAUCAACAGCAACCACCACCACCAGUGGUUCUACUUCGAAGUGAGUGGCAUGCGUGUGGGAACCAUGUACCGCUUCAACAUCAUCAACUGCGAAAAGUCUAACAGCCAGUUCAACUACGGCAUGCAGGUCCUGAUGUACUCAGUCCAGGAGGCCAUCAGCGGCAGGCCUCGCUGGGUCAGAACAGGAUCAGACAUCUGUUACUAUAAGAACCAUUUUGCCAGGAGUUCCAUGGCAACCGGCGGUCAGAAAGGGAAGUCGUACUACACGAUGACCUUCAGCACCAGCUUCAGCCACAAGGAUGACGUGUGCUACUUUUCUUAUCACUACCCUUACACGUAUUCCUCUCUAAAGAUGCACCUGUCAAAGCUGGAAGCCAUGAAGGCGCCCGAGAUUUACCUGAGACAAGACGUCCUGUGCGAGACGCUCGGAGGAAACGGCUGCCCGCUCCUCACCAUCAGCGCCAUGCCAGAGUCCAACUCCAGCGAUCACAUCUGCCAGUUUCGAAACCGUCCAUUCAUCUUCCUGUCGGCCCGAGUGCACCCCGGGGAGACCAACGCCAGCUGGGUGAUGAAAGGCACACUGGAGUUCCUGAUGGGCGGCAGCCUGCUGGCGGCCACCCUGAGGGAGGCCUACAUCUUCAAGAUCGUGCCCAUGCUCAACCCUGACGGCGUCGUCAAUGGAAAUCAUCGUUGUUCUCUGAGCGGGGAAGAUCUGAAUCGGCAGUGGCAGAACCCCAAUCCUGAGCUGCACCCCACCAUCUACCACACCAAGAGCCUGUUGCAGUACCUGGCACAUACGCAACGAGCACCACUGGUGUUUUGCGACUUCCACGGCCAUUCCAGAAAGAAGAACGUCUUCAUGUACGGCUGCAGUCUGAAGGAAACCAUUUGGCAGUCCAACAUCAGCGCGCCGUCCAGCGACUUACAAGAGGAUCUGGCGUACAGGGCCCUUCCCAAGAUCCUCUCCCAGAUCGCGCCGGCCUUCAGCAUGGCCAGCUGCAGUUUCGUGGUGGAGCGCUCCAAGGAGUCGACGGCGCGCGUGGUGGUGUGGCGGGAGAUCGGCGUGCAGCGAAGCUACACCAUGGAGAGCACCGUCUGCGGGUGCGACCAGGGCAAAUAUAAGGGUUUUCAGAUUGGCACCAAAGAGCUGGAGGAGAUGGGAGCGCAGUUCUGCGUGGCGCUGCUCAGGCUCAAGAGGAUGACGGGGCUCCACAACCAUCAGCACCUGCUGGACCUGGAGAGCGACCUCAUCGGGACGCAGCCCAAAGCCGUCAGCAGCUGCCCCAGCACGUACGUGAUGGACGAAGAUGAACCGUCCUUCCUCGAGGCGGUGGAUUACAGCGCCGAGAGCAACGACGAGGACACCGAGGCGGACCUCGAGGCCGCCGCCUCCGCCGCCGACGAAGUCCCGGAGCGGCUGUCCGACGCCGAGAGCAACAAUCACCACGCUUGGAAAUCUGAGCCUGUCACCAGCAGCCAAUGACUGAUUUUUUUUUUUUAAUUAAUUUAUGUAUUUAUUGAUAUCUUUUGUUUUUGUUUUUAGCAGUUUCACUUCCCAAAGUAGUGAAGGUAACCACACUCGCAGCUUCCAUGAUGUACAGUGUACGUACAAAACCUUUUCGCUGUCUCCCUGUCAUUAAGGCUGAAUUUACACUGCAAGUGGCCAUUUCCCGAUUUACAUCCAUCGGUUUUCCGAGCCGCCGCUUAUCCUCACGAGGGUCGGGGGAGUGCUGGAGCCUGUCCCAGGUGUCAUCGGGCAGGCAAUUGAGGGGCUCCAAUGAAUGCAUGUUUUUGGGAUGUGGGAGGAAACCGCAGUGCCCCGAAGAAAAGCCACGUAGCCACGGGGAGAAAAUGCAAACUCCACACAGGCGGGGCCGGGAUUUCAACCCCGGCCGACGCUCUCGAGCUGCGUCCAUGUCAGCCGUAAUUAUUUUGCCGUGCUCAGGCAAAUGUGACCCACGCGGUGUAAAUUCAGCCUUGAAGGCAGCCGCCUGCCGUUUGCCGCGACACUUGAGAGCACCUGAACGCCGGCUCACCAAUUCCCCCCCCAUAAUGACGCCGGAGGGGGCGUUCGCAGGCCCCCCAGACUCCGUCCUCGGUCAAAAAGCCGAGCCACCUGCCUUCUCACGCUCACCCUGCACUUUAACUUGUUUACGUCCCACUUCCUGUCUUAACACGAGCUGCGGUCCAAUCCUCACGACGGAAAGAAACCUCAAGUGUCCCCCGUGUAGGAGGACACUUGACUACACUUGACCUCACAAGCAAGCGCCCCCCCCCCCCCCCCAAUCACCUUUAAGUGCAAUGCACAUACAGUGGAACCUCCAAAGCCGACUGCCUCUUAAGUCUGAAAAUUCAGACUUCCGCCCUCUAUUUCCAAAAUGCAGCUUGAAUAAGACAUCACUUUAUGUACAUUUUUUAAAAUCAAAAGUAGAAAAAAAAAAAGACCAACACAUUUUAUUCACUGGAAGAAAACUUUUCCCCACAUUUUUUAUAUAUGGUUUAAUUAUCAUUUUAAAGCCCAUUUUUAAACUAUAGUUUUCCUACAUUUAAGUCAUAACUUUUCAAAUCUGUAGUUUGUCGUCAUUUUUGAAGUAAUUGUUUCCGUCAUCAUUUGUAAUAACAUUUUGGUUAUUUUUUUUUCUUUUUUUUAGAAUUUUUAAAACAAUCAUGCACAUAAUUUUUGUCCCAAAAUUUCAAACCCUAUUUUCCAUCAUAAUUUGUAAAUAAUAAUUUCUAUUAUUCUGAUUGUCUGUUUAUAAUUUAAAAAUAUUUUUUGUAUAUAUUCAUGUAAUAAUUUUUAAAACAUUGCAUCUGUCUUCGUAUUUCAAAUCAUGCUUUUUUUAUGUCAUUUCUUCAAGUUACUUUUUUUCAUGUUUUGGUGAAUUAUUUUUGUCGUAAUACUUGAAGACAUUUGUGAAACUUUUUUUUUAGUAAUUAAAGUAAUUUUUAAUCAUUCAAAUCAUACUUAUUCAACAUUUUUCAGAUUUUUUUUGCUUUUUGUUUCAGUAGUUUGACUCCUAAAAAUUACUUUAAAAAUAUGUUUUUCAUCCGACCAUCCAUUUUCUUAGCCGCUUAUCCUCACAAGGGGCGUGGGAUGAAACUACUUUUACUUUAAAAAAAAAAGACAAAACACUUUUUUGCCACAUGUCAAUGUUCAACAAUUUGGUUUCGGUUUUUUUUUUUUGGGGGGUGGGGUCGAAACUACUGUGAAAGAGCAACAAAUUUGAGGUUCCACCUUUCAGGCUCCACAGCUUUGCCCUCGUGCCGUUGACCUCGCAAAAAUAAAACGUUUCUAUGAUGCAAAUGUUGAAUGUCCGCAAAGGCAAGAGUCACAAAUAUUGAGCACAAGCAGCACGGAACACACUCGUCACGUUUGUACCUUAAUA
Molecule: messenger RNA, 5929 nt
Organism: Syngnathoides biaculeatus (alligator pipefish)
Lineage: Eukaryota; Metazoa; Chordata; Actinopteri; Syngnathiformes; Syngnathidae
Gene: agtpbp1
Product: ATP/GTP binding carboxypeptidase 1
Exons: 27
Coding region: 361-4026 (1221 amino acids)
Biological process (GO): C-terminal protein deglutamylation; proteolysis; protein side chain deglutamylation
Molecular function (GO): zinc ion binding; metallocarboxypeptidase activity
Source: RefSeq, a predicted model, not a curated record